UCUCUCUCUCUCUCUCUCUCUCUCUCUCUCUUUUUCUGAGUCCUUCCCUUUCCCUUUUUGUCCUAUUUUCUUCUUCCAUUUUGGUUUAGACUCCAUUACUUUGAUCACAAGACAUGGAAAAAGCUCUGAAACUCAAAGAGAAGCAACACCAGGGCCAAGCCAUGCAAAUAUCGAAGCAACAACGACAAGAACCACAAGACCAGAUCAAGCUUGCUGUCACUGCCAUCACCCUCAAUGCACGGUUGAGAUCAUCUGACAUGCCUGCCCACAUGCAAAACCACGCUCUCCGCCACACCCGAUCACUCCUCGACUCACCACCAAACCCCAAAACUCGUCUCAACCCAACACACCUCGCUCGAGCUCUCAAAAAGGAGUUUGACUCGGUGUAUGGACCGGCGUGGCACUGCGUGGUGGGGACGAGUUUUGGAUCGUUCGUGACUCACUCAGCCGGCGGGUUCGUGUAUUUCUCUGUCGAUGAAUCGCUGUCGGUGCUUCUCUUCAAAACGGAGGUCCAGUUGGUGACGGAACAACGACCACCACAACCAUCUAAGCCUUCAACUUUGAGUCCUUGUUGAGAAUUUUGUGUUGACUCGUGACAGACGUGUUAGUUGUGAUUACUCUCCUUCUUUGACUAGCAUGCCCCAUAAAAUUUUCCAUUUCUUUUUUUUUCUUCUCUUUUUCUUUAAAACAAACAAACAUGUUUGUGGUGAUGACCUUUGAGCUUUAUAUACAACUAGCCUCUUGUCACA
Molecule: messenger RNA, 749 nt
Organism: Pyrus x bretschneideri (Chinese white pear)
Lineage: Eukaryota; Viridiplantae; Streptophyta; Magnoliopsida; Rosales; Rosaceae
Product: dynein light chain, cytoplasmic
Exons: 2
Coding region: 114-575 (153 amino acids)
Biological process (GO): microtubule-based process
Cellular component (GO): dynein complex
Molecular function (GO): dynein light intermediate chain binding; dynein intermediate chain binding
Source: RefSeq, a predicted model, not a curated record